AUGCAGACAUCGGAGGACCUAGUGUUUUCAAGAGCUUCAACCGUGCAGGACUCUGAGAUCUUCCGCCCUGAAUGGCUGGCUUUCGAACGAGAGCUUGGCUUCCGCCCACUCUUACUUGGCCCAACUUUGGAGGACAUUUUGAAGCAGAACGCAGAUAUGGGACUGGCUAUGGUUGAGAAAUACACAUUCCCGCCUGCGGAUCCUCAUGUAUCGACCAGCGAAGAAAGUUCUGAAUCUGGGGUACGUUUGAAGAUCUACUCGCCUCCCAAUGUCAGAGCAGGCCAGCCAAUUGUGUGCUACUUUCAUGGAGGAGGCUGCGUCCUUGGAAGUGUUGAUGAGGAUGACGGUCUCGUCAGCCGCCAUGCGAAAGACACUGGCUUAAUAUUCGUCUCCGUGGAGUAUCGGCUGGCGCCACAGCAUCCCUUUCCAGCGGGCUUCAAUGACUGCGUGGAGGCCGCGAACUGGUGCAUCACCAAUGCUGAACGGCUCGGGUCACAGCCUGGAAAUGUGCUUCUCAUGGGAGUAUCGGCGGGAGCUACUCUGGCAGUGGCCACUGGACUCAGGCUCAUCGACGACAAGAAGGCGGACCAACUUCAAGGGGUGGUGGCCUGUCAGCCAUUCACGAUUCAUCCUGAUGCCCUCCCAGACGAGUUCAAACACCGUUAUAGAAGCUACGACGAGCACUCUGAACACACUAUCGACACCAAAGCAGCAAUGCAGACAUUUCUUGGACUUCACAACGCGCCGAAGACCGAUCCGUACAUAUUCCCUGUUUGGAACCAGCGUUUAAAGGACCUGCCAUGCGUCUACCUUUGUGCCGCCGAGACAGACACUCUGCGGGACGAUGCCCGAGCGCUGAAGACACUACUCGAUAGAAACAGUGUGCCCAAUCGUUACGACGAGUAUGAGAAACUCCCUCAUUUCUUCUUUGCGUGGCCGUCAGCGCAUCUUGAUGCAGUGCGAGAGGAGUACUUUCAGAAGACUGCGUCUGGUAUCAAGUUCGUGGUAGAAUGCUCUGUGCUCUCGCCACUGCCGCUGAGCUAG
This is a messenger RNA of Pseudocercospora fijiensis CIRAD86, 1044 nucleotides long. RefSeq lists its product as uncharacterized. Bases 1 to 1044 code for a protein of 347 amino acids. The record is from RefSeq and is a predicted model, not a curated record. NCBI's taxonomy places the organism in Eukaryota, Fungi, Ascomycota, Dothideomycetes, Mycosphaerellales, Mycosphaerellaceae. Gene Ontology annotation, molecular function: hydrolase activity. The transcript has 2 exons.